This is a messenger RNA of Larimichthys crocea (large yellow croaker), 5386 nucleotides long. Its product is annotated as methyltransferase-like protein 22. Gene Ontology annotation, molecular function: protein methyltransferase activity. Gene Ontology annotation, cellular component: nucleus. The transcript has 10 exons. Gene Ontology annotation, biological process: protein methylation. The coding region runs from base 3413 to 4132 and encodes 239 amino acids. The record is from RefSeq and is a predicted model, not a curated record. NCBI's taxonomy places the organism in Eukaryota, Metazoa, Chordata, Actinopteri, Sciaenidae.
CCGGAAGUGACACAAUACGUUACCGUAAAGCACGAAGAGGAUGUGCAGUCAUCAGUCCCACUGACAACUUACUGACAACUCCUUCUCUAUCUACAGUAUGUCAACUACUGGUGUGUUAUGCCUGCCCUUUGCUGACAAUUCUAUGCUUAGCAGGAAUUAAAUGUUAAUUCAAUGAACUCAAACAGUAAGUGACCUAAUAAUAGGAUGAUACUGGUAAGAGACAAAGUAAUUACAUUGUUGUUGAGACAUAAGCUUUCAUUGAAUUGAGAAAUUUAUGAUUUAUUUGUCUUUCAAACACUGUGCCACACUUUGAUGAUCGUGAAACAGAUGGAUGAACAGGAAUGGAGGAUAUGUUUUGCUCUGUGCUCUCUAUGCUGUCUUCCACUGAGGCAGGGGGCAGCCAGUGAUCUUCUGCACUGUGUUGACCCUUUGAAAAGCUCUCUGUUUUCUGCUGAGCAACCAGUGUACCGAGAUGCACUACGCCAGUACGUUCUCGAUUUAGGAGCAGUAGAAGGUGAAAGUGUGGCCACUGCUGUUCCUACUUCACAACUCUUGUCUGCAAGUCAGUCCUUGUCAGAGCCACUAUGAAUCGCAUUGGCUGUCUUUUGGUCUCAGAGGCUGUUUUCGGUCCCAGUUCAGUGGGGGGCUGCUGAGCCUGGUUCUGUUGUCCACUCACCUGGUUCUUCAUUUGUUGCUUAUUCAUAAUCAUUCCCUUCUAGAUCCUGUAUAUGCCAGUCUGCCCACAAAGAUCAGUGAAGGGGAAGAGAAAAUCCCUGCAGACCCCUUACAUCCUGAACUCAACCAGUUCUAACUUCUGUACACCAAAACAAAGAAACACAACUGUUUCUUCUGAACUUUUCUGAAAUGUCGCUGGAACUGAGUACCAUCCAGGUAAAGUUAAUGGACUAAACUAUGAAUACUACCUGUUGUGCUCUGGCUUUAGUUAUUGUACACUGCUUCUCUAGCCUCUCUUUAGCCUUAGUAUAGGGUGCACACUCUAUUGGGUGAUCUUCUGAGGUGCCCCUCUGUAAACACCAUUAAUACAAAAUUAAAAAGACACGUUUGUCACUGAAACUUGACAAGAAGCCAAUCACUAUAUUCAUGUCUUUGAAUGAAUAGCAAAGUUAAGCAAACAAGAGACAUCUAAUGUAGACAUCUUAAUGGUAAUUUUAAUUGCUGAAAUACUUUUUUUGUCUUACAGAUGUGGGAGAAGACCUUCUAAGAAUGUGCAAGAGAAAUGUAAUGUUAAAUAGACACAUGAUGGAGCCCUCAGGUGGUGAGAUCAGAGUGAGACAGUUGGAUUGGCUCCAGCAUGACCUUUGUACAGAAUUUUCUACCUGCAGUUGAGACGCCAUUUUUUCGGCUCCAACAAUUUGGGAAUAAGGUAAUGAAGAUAUCACUUUUUCCAUAGUCCUUGAAGGUAAGUAAAAUGUAGAACUAAUAUUUUAAUAUAUUAGAUAUAUAAAUAGUCCAACUGUAUUGUUAAGUUUGUUAAGUGUUUAGUAAACUGACCUGACCAAACCGCUAUCAUUCAGCCUUGCUAACAUUAGCGAAAUGUAAAUAUCAGACCUGUUGGUAGUUUGUGCUUGGACAUGUAGGUUAAGUUAGUAGUUUGCUGGCAGGACUCUCUUGUUUUAAUAUCGUAACGCGAGCUUAAAGUUGUGUAUUCAUUCAGUGUGUUGGUGUUGGCUUACUGUUAGUUAUUCAUUAGCAUUAGCACAUUAUACCGCCAAGCUACGUUACGCUACUUCGGGCACGCGCAUUUAUACACAAGUAGUGGUUGGCAGUAUGCCUGUUGGCGCGCACAGUUCAUGCGGUCAUGGCCACGGGUGAUGUGGGAGGUAAGGUUUAACUGUGGUUACAGUAAAUGUGAAAUGCAGGUGAUUGUCUAUAAGCCCUUUUCAACAUAAGAUGUAAACAAUUUUUUAUGUACAGUACUAAUAGUUUUACUGGUAUAAUCAACACGACUCAAUCUUUGUAGAAUGGAGGACAAAUGUCUGUACAUUAAAAUUAGAAAUCAUAGAAGAAAGUAUUAUGCUAUUGAACACAGAAAAUACAGCCAUCAGAUUUCUUAUAGACCUAGCACACUUCUAGUCUGUGUCUGAAUACAUAUAUUUAAGUACAUAGAUGCAGAUGAACACUGUAAACAUCACCUCUGGUUUGAACCCUGGACAGUGCCACAACCUUUGGCUUGGUGUCCAAUGUGAUGCCCCACCGCCACCUUCUGAUCUAACUUCUUCUCAGCUCUGUGACUACUUCAAGAGGGGCAUUCCUGUGUGGAGGCGUGCCAGGCAGCUCGUUUUACCUGUGAACUUGCGUACUUUCACUUCAUUAACAACAAAGACCACCAUGGCUGGUUCAACACCUACAAGACUGAAGGUGAUUUUAGGAGAGAACAACAUUGAAAAGCUGACUCUUCCAAAUGGCAUCCCAGAGUCACUUGAAGACUUUCUUGGCACGAUAAAGACUACCUUUGGGUUAAAAGAUAACCUCAGACUGCAAUACAUGGACCAAGACUGGCAACGACUUCUUCAAUCUGAAUUCUACCACUGAACUUCAGAAUUUGGGGACAAUCAAAGUGAUCCACCAGCAAACAAAUCCACCUUUGAUCAGUGACCUUCAGUCCACUUCAUCUCUGUCUAUUUCUUUUGAGUCUGAUGACGGUGCUUCGGGUGCAUCAAAUGACACAAUUAUCCUCUCAUCCGCUGAAUCUGUGUCAUCUCGAACGCAACAGUGGCCAGAAGACUUUGCAAUUCCUUAAUUUUCAUAUGACACAGAGCUACAGCUAGAGAGGGGGAAUACUGAGUACCGUGUGAGCCAAAAAAUGUUGACUCUCAGCUCCCGAAUGCUGUCUGAUAUCCUGAAAAGAGAGUAGCAGAAGAAAUUUACUGUUACAAGGCCUAUCCAGAGGAUGCACAUUUCUGCGCAGCUGCAGAGGCCCUUAUCAAAAAGCACCCAUGUUUGAAAGAUCCUGGCUCAUUCAAUGGCUGCUACGGUUGGAAACGACUGAAGUACAAAAUGGCAAACUACAGGACCUAGCUCAAAUUACAGGGGUGUCCAGAGCUGUGUGUAAACUCCUUGAAAUCUAAAUCUACUACAGAUACUUACCCUGCUAAAAAAGUGAAGAAGCCAAAACGUUCUAAAGCUAACUUUUAUCCAUCCUUUCCUACUGGUGAGACUCUGGACAGCAUGGAAAAAGUGAGUCUAGAACUUCUGACAGUGAUCGGGAUAAGGGACAAUGAAAGGGUCAUUGCAGACAAAAUGGCUAACACGUUUGCCUACUGACGACAUGAGGUGGUAAACCAAGAACCAAGCAUUUGUUAAUUGAAGGACAGAUGGCCUGCACUCUUCACCCAGAAAGAGAUAAAUACAAAGUUCCAGAGGCUCAUGGCUGUUCCUCGAGGGGAAGUUCAUGGCCCAGUUAGACGUGCACUCAAGUCAGCUGAUCAAAGUCAUACGUGCCAAAGGAGGAGCAACACGCCAAAAGAUUGCAAACAUCAUGGACACAUUGGACCAGGACUGUGGAGCAGAUGAUGUUCAGAGGGACCUGGAGCAGGUCACUAUGACAGUGUUUGUGAUUCGAAAGGAGGGGGAGGGACUGCAGGAGCCACCUGCAGACGUUGGCAUCGUCAUUGAGGGCGUGGAAGUGUUGCAUGAACUGACUUCGGUUGCCUCAGCUCGUGCCCUGCUUCUAGAUUCAGAUACAGAAUUUUGCUGGACAGAGGACGAAGUAGCAGAUCUGUAUAACAACACCAGCUUUAUCAUUGCUGCUGAUGUUUGCUAUGAUGAUGAUCUGACAGAUGGCCUAUUCCGAACACUGUAUCGACUCUGCAAUAACUUUCAUCAUACCUGCACAAUCAUCAUUUCCUUAGAGAGAAGGUUGAACUUCACCCUGCGACACAUGGAUGUUUCCUGUGAAGCCUAUGACCAUUUCAGGAAGUGUCUGUCCCAACUCCAGGAGCUGGUGGACGGACGAUGCAGCUUCAAGGUGGAGCCGCUCCCUUCUAACUUCUCACAGUUUCUUCUGUAUGAACGCAUAGAGCAACUGAUUGUUCUACAUGCUCACGCUAGACUCUCCAGCACUUUUCUCCGGACUGAUCUCUGGUUGCCGACUCUGCCUGCCUUGGACUAACCUGUUUCGCUGUAAUCCUGGAAACCGACCCUGCCUUCUGUUCCCGACCACGAGUUCAGCUUCUGGCCCCUCUGGAUUCUGCCAGCUGGUGACAGCUCGACUACCGACGGCUCGUUCCUGGUUAGUCUGCUUCGUUGCCUGUUUAGCUGCUUGCCGGACUGGUUUCCCCAGCCAGAGACCCUAGACUUUCCCCGUGCCCAGAAAGACUAUUUCAGCUGUUGCUUUGAACUGUGCUACUUCUCGUCUACCAGCCAAGUGUAAUAAAAGUGACUUUCAUUUAUUACCUUCGUCCAGUGUGCUGCAUUUGGGUUCUUAAUACACCCGUUACAGUACAAUCUGGCCAAGAAUGGACCCAGUGCACCCUUCUUCGCCGCAGUCCCGGCUCGAGAGGAUUGAGGACGCACUGCAGCCAACACGAGGCAAGAUUCGCCUCCACAACAGCUGACAUCCAGCAGGCUAUUGUUAAUCAGGCACAAGGGCUAGCUAUGCUAGCUACUCAGAUCCAGCAGCUGGCAGCAGCCAUUUCCCAAUCUGCUGCUGCUGCUGCUGCUGCUCCGCCGGUACCACCCCAGCCAGCUGCAGUUCCCAUUCCUUUCAGGUCCCGGGUGGGACCUCCGGAACGAUACGCUGGAGAUCCGGAGGGCUGCAACCCCUUCAUCACCAACUGCUCCAUCCUCUUUGCUCUGCAGCCUCAGACUUUCGCUUCAGAAGAGGCUAAAGUAUUGUUCGCCAUCAAUCAUCUGACGGGUUGAGCCCGCCUGUGGGCAACAGCUGAGUGGGAACGCCAGACAGCUGCUUGCUCCUCCUUCCAAGCCUUCACCACGGAGCUUCGCAAGGUGUUCGGCAUAGCAUCCAUAGGCCCUGACAUCACAAGGGGUCUGAUGGACCUGAGCCAAGGAAAACAGACUGUCGCUAACUACGCCAUUGAGUUCCGCAUCAGGGCUCGCCAGAGCUACUGGAAUGAGGCCGCCAUUUGCAACGCUUAUCUGCAGGGUUUGAAAGACUUCAUUAAAGAUGAGUUGGUCUCUCACAACCUUCCCUCUUCCCUGGACGGACUGAUCGAACUCACAUCCCAGAUAGAUUGUCGCGUGCAGGGAAGACGCCGAGAGAGGCGGUGGGGACAGGCAGACCAGUGCUCGCUGGGCCCAUUAUAUGUUCCUUCUGAGACUUUGGGCAUCUCUAGUGGUCAUCAGGGGAGAGAGCCUGAACCCAUGCAGGUGGGCUGCACCAGUCUGACACCUGGGGAGCGGGAGC